Scomber scombrus (Atlantic mackerel) is the source of this 560-nucleotide messenger RNA. RefSeq names its product serum amyloid A (gene saa). The record is from RefSeq and is a predicted model, not a curated record. The transcript is spliced from 4 exons. Lineage: Eukaryota; Metazoa; Chordata; Actinopteri; Scombriformes; Scombridae. Bases 157 to 522 code for a protein of 121 amino acids. Gene Ontology annotation, cellular component: extracellular region.
AUGCGGCAGAAUUUCCUUCCUGUUGAAAUCCUACCAUGUAACUAAUUUCAGAAUAGAAUAUAAGAGAUCAGAUCAGAAGGAUCAUCACUGUUAGAUUCUGUAUGAUCUAUUGAGACUUACUAUAAUCUCUGCAGGAACCUCAAGACAUUUACAACCAUGAAAUUGCUGAUAGCAGGACUAGUUCUGAUUCUAGUGGUGGAAACUAACACCCAGUGGUACAACUUUCCUGUUGAAGCUGCCCAAGGAGCUCGUGAUAUGUGGCGAGCAUAUGAUGACAUGAAGGAUGCCAACUGGAAAAACUCUGACAAGUACUUUCACGCUAGAGGGAACUAUGAUGCUGCCCAGAGAGGAAAUGGAGGCAGAUGGGCUUCUGAAGUUAUAAGUAAUACCAGAGAGUGGGUGCAGGAACGAAUGGGUCAUCAUGCUGAGGACACAGAGGCUGAUCAGGCGGCAAACCGACAUGGACGUGAGGGAGGAGAUCCCAACAUUUACAGGCCAGCAGGACUGCCUGAAAAAUACUGAGUGAAAACCAUCAACCUCUAAUAAAGGAAUGAAAGACA